UCUGCGUGGGCAGUUACACAAGUGGUAGUCACAUAAGCUCAGAGUCGAGUAUUUCUUUACUGUCUGUGGAUUGAGCUUGCCUGCCGUCACGUCCAACCUUUCUUGAUUGAGAUUAGACAUGUGCGAGGACAUCUGAGAGGCUGCUUAGCAGGCUCUGUAGCUCAGGUAAAUUCAAAUUCUGGAUUUAGGCGUAUUGGAGGUCCAAAACGAGUUGAAAAGAUGAUUCUUGCCACAGCCCAACGCGCAACAGCGAGUGUGAUUAACACCUUACUACCUUACAAUGGAGUCGUCGAAGAGGGACUUAUGCAAUGCAUUCAUCGAGAAAACGAGGACUCAGCGUCGCGGCCCUUGACUAAUAAUAUGAAAGCUACUGACUUUGGCACUGGAAAGGACAAACACCGAGCGUCUCGUCCAACGGAUCUGGGGCGUAUAACGACGCUAAGCAAUGGUCUCUCGGGUCGUUUUUCCGGAAGUUCACAAGCAGGGGGAUCACAGACCUCUUCUCCAGAGUCUUCUUUGGACUUAGACUCUUUGCCCGAGUCUUCAAUUAAUCAUUCUCAUGAACUGUUGGAAAAUGAUACAAGGAACCUUGUGGACGUUUUAUGUCGUAGUUACAACGGCCUCAAACAUCCACGGUGUUCCAAGCCGAAGGCGCUAGCCACCAUGGACCGCGUUGUGAAGAGCCUAGUCUUAAAGCACGAGAUUGUAUACAAAGGCAUGAUCAACAAACUUAAUUUUGAUGAGCGAGGGGAUGACAUGAGCUUCAUCUCCACUGUAGCCAAAGAGAUGUUCAGUGAUGGCAAAACUAACUGGGGACGGAUAGCCAGCUUGUUGGCCUUCGGUGCAGUGCUGUGCAGUCAUCUGAAAACCAGGGGACAGGAGGGCUCCAUUGACCAAGUGGGCAAUCGGAUCUCUUCUUACCUGCUCUCAGACCAACAGGAAUGGUUGAUCAACAACAAGGAAUGGGAUGGAUUUGUGGAGUUUUUUAAUGAGCGCGACCCAGAGUCUACUGUGAGGGGAGCACUCAUGACGCUUGCAGGAGUGGCUGGGAUUGGAGCAGGGCUUGCAUUUCUCAUCAGAUGAAUGUUUUAAUUGCAAGAGAUGAGUAAACUAUCAACAUGGACAAGAUGUCUCCGGACCAGAGAGCCUCUGUGUAAAUAAGUCACAUGAUGACUGCCUUGAUGAUGAACGUUGACUGACUUAGAUAUACUUUGACUCUGAAAAGGAGCCGUUGGAGUGGAGACUGGGCUGAGAAUGAAACAAACAUUUGAACAUUUACAGAUGACUAUAUUUGCCUUUUUAGGAUGUUGUAAUAUAGAGAUAUUUAUUUUUAUAUUAAAUAUUUUCUGGAAAAAAUAUAUCUUGGGUAGCAUCCAAUGUUGUUACUAGCCUGCACACCUCACCAGAUGUGAGAUUUAUAUAUAGUGAUAUAAAAAAAAAAAAGCUAUUUUGCAGUUAACUUCAGUGAUGCACCAAUCCUAGUAUAUUGAUUGAAAAUGAAAGGAAAUAAUUCUAUAUGAUGGCUGUAGAUGGGCUGGUCCACUUUGUGCAACUGCUAAGUUGAGCUAUGCCCCCCUGUUCUUUUUCUCACUAUACUUUAUUACUGUAGGUUUUGUUUUGUUUUGUUUUUUAGCUAGUUUUUCAAUUUUAUAGCCUUUCCAGCACAAUUUGAGGGGGUGACAAAGCAGGAACUAAGAAGUAGAUUCAAAGAUUGGCCUGUUUUACAUGUAAUGGCUGUGACCUCAUAAAGCUUUCUUCCUUGUAGCUUAAUUCAUAGCUUUUAAGUUCCUGAUAUGGAGUCAUCACACCUUGAUGGGAUGAACUCGGUCGUUGAGAGUAGAGCAGAGUGACACUUUGAUGAUUGACCGAGUGAUUGAUGUGACUUAAAUGGCUCAGACACACACAGCACAAAAUCCAAUCACAUUCACAAAUAGCACAUCACAAAUAAAACUGGUGUAGCAUA
This is a messenger RNA of Alosa sapidissima (American shad), 1963 nucleotides long. RefSeq names its product MCL1 apoptosis regulator, BCL2 family member b (gene mcl1b). The coding region runs from base 220 to 1083 and encodes 287 amino acids. The transcript has 3 exons. The record is from RefSeq and is a predicted model, not a curated record. Gene Ontology annotation, biological process: intrinsic apoptotic signaling pathway in response to DNA damage; release of cytochrome c from mitochondria; positive regulation of apoptotic process. Lineage: Eukaryota; Metazoa; Chordata; Actinopteri; Clupeiformes; Clupeidae. Gene Ontology annotation, molecular function: protein heterodimerization activity; channel activity; protein homodimerization activity. Gene Ontology annotation, cellular component: mitochondrial outer membrane.